AUGGCUAUCAAAUCUACCGAUAAAUUUGCUACCAAGGCUAUCCAUGCUGGUUCCCAUAUCGAUGUUCAUGGUUCUGUUAUUGAACCUAUUUCCUUAUCCACUACUUUUAAGCAAUCUUCUCCAGCUAAUCCAAUCGGUGCCUAUGAAUACUCCAGAUCUCAAAACCCAAACAGAGAAAACUUGGAAAAUGCAGUUGCUGCUUUAGAAAAUGGUAAAUAUGGCCUUGCAUUUUCUUCUGGUUCUGCUACUACUGCCGUCAUCCUACAAUCUUUACCACAAGGUUCUCACGCUAUCUCUAUCGGUGAUGUCUAUGGUGGUACUCACAGAUAUUUCACUAAAGUUGCUAACACCCACGGUGUUGAAACUACCUUCACUAAUAAUUUAUUAGAAGAUUUACCAUCCUUAGUUCAAGAAAACACCAAACUGGUUUGGAUUGAGUCUCCAACUAACCCAACUUUAAAGGUUACCGAUAUUCGUGCUGUGUCUGACUUGAUUAAGUCUCUAAAUAAAGAUAUCUUACUUGUGGUUGACAAUACUUUCUUAUCCCCAUACUUAUCCAAUCCAUUAAACUUUGGCGCAGAUAUUGUUGUUCACUCUGCCACUAAAUAUAUUAACGGUCACUCAGACGUCGUUCUAGGUGUUCUUGCUACCAACAACAAGGAACUUUAUGAAAGAUUACAAUUUUUGCAAAACGCUGUUGGUGCUAUCCCAUCUCCAUUUGAUGCUUGGUUAUCUCACAGAGGUUUGAGAACAUUGCACUUAAGAGUCAAACAAGCAUCUCUAAAUGCCCAAAAGAUUGCUGAGUUCUUAGAAUCGAGUGAUGCUGUGGAAGCUGUCAAUUACCCAGGUUUGAAAUCGCAUCCUCAACGUGAUAUUGUAAAGAAACAACAUCGUGAUGGUUUAGGGGGUGGUAUGAUCUCGUUCAGAAUCAAAGGCGGUGCUGAAGCCGCUGCUAGGUUUUCUUCUUCCACUAGAUUAUUUGCUUUGGCUGAAUCUCUUGGUGGUAUUGAAUCUCUAUUAGAAGUUCCAGCCGUCAUGACACACGGUGGUAUUCCAAAAGAGGCAAGAGAAGCUUCUGGUGUUUAUGACAAUUUAGUUAGAUUAUCUGUUGGUAUUGAAGAUGUCGAUGAUUUACUAGCGGAUAUAAAGCAAGCUCUUGAAAUUGCUACCAAGGGUAACUGA
Molecule: messenger RNA, 1182 nt
Organism: Arxiozyma heterogenica
Lineage: Eukaryota; Fungi; Ascomycota; Saccharomycetes; Saccharomycetales; Saccharomycetaceae
Product: PLP-dependent aspartate aminotransferase family protein
Exons: 1
Coding region: 1-1182 (393 amino acids)
Biological process (GO): transsulfuration
Cellular component (GO): cytoplasm
Molecular function (GO): pyridoxal phosphate binding; carbon-sulfur lyase activity
Source: RefSeq, a predicted model, not a curated record